Messenger RNA from Ailuropoda melanoleuca (giant panda), 874 nucleotides. RefSeq names its product natriuretic peptide B (gene NPPB). Bases 140 to 538 code for a protein of 132 amino acids. Gene Ontology annotation, cellular component: extracellular region; cytoplasm. The record is from RefSeq and is a predicted model, not a curated record. Gene Ontology annotation, biological process: cGMP biosynthetic process; neuropeptide signaling pathway; receptor guanylyl cyclase signaling pathway. The transcript is spliced from 3 exons. NCBI's taxonomy places the organism in Eukaryota, Metazoa, Chordata, Mammalia, Carnivora, Ursidae. Gene Ontology annotation, molecular function: hormone receptor binding; hormone activity.
ACCCCAGGAGCGGAAUAAAAGGCCGACGUUGCCGAGGGAUCCAGGAGAGCGCCCGCGUGCCACGAAGAGGUGAGACGUGGCCUGGGACGCAGCGCAGCAGCCGCGGCGAUAAUCUCUUUCCCCACUUCUCUCCAGCGACAUGGACCCGCAGACAGCGCUGCCCCGGGCCCUCCUGCUCCUCCUGUUCUUGCAUCUGUCGCCACUAGGAGGUCGCUCCCACCCGCUGGGUAGCCCCAACCCCGGCUUGGAACUGUCCGCAAUGCAGGAGCUACUGGACCAUCUGAGGGACAUAGUUUCAGAGCUGCAGGCAGAGCAGCUGUCCCUGGGAUCCCUCCAGCAGGACCACAGCCCCAAAGAAGCAUGGGAGACCAGGAAGAAACCCCCUGCAGGGGCCCUUGCGCCCAGUGACAAUGCCCUCCAGGCCCUGAGAAGACGACACAGCCCCAAGAUGAUGCUCAGGUCAGGUUGCUUUGGCCGGAGUCUGGACCGGAUCGGCUCCCUCAGUGGCCUGGGCUGCAAUGUGCUGAGAAGGUAUUAAGAGGAAGUCCUGGCUGCAGACAUCUGCAUCUGAUUCUUCAACAGCCCCUUAAGCCCUUUUGAAGCAAUUCUUAUUUAUUUGUAUUUAUUUAUUUAUUUCGAUCAUUUAAUAUAAGAUGAUUCUUACCUCCAAGCACAGAUUUUCCAUGGUGAAAUAAAGUCAACAUUAUAGCUUCUUUUGAAACUGAUUUGUCCCGGUGCACUAAAAGUAAUACAUCAUUUAAAAAACAAGAACCAGGGGCGCCUGGGUGGCACAGCGGUUAAGCGUUUGCCUUCGGCUCAGGGCGUGAUCCCGGCGUUGUGGGAUCGAGCCCCACAUCAGGCUCCUCCGCUAUGA